AUGUUUAAAGCAACUUUAUUAUGUGUAAUCAUUGGUAUUUGUUAUGUUCAAUGUGCUAUUAUGAACAUCACUGAUGAUUUCGAUACAUUAGAUAAAUUACCAACUAUGAAUGCUACACUCUUAGAUACUAAAGAUACUGUUCCAUUUCAUUUACCAUCUUUCAAUGUAACUAAAAUAGAUAGCAGUGAAACACAAGUUAAACCAACGGAUAUGGAUAUAUAUUAUAAAUGGUUGAAUUUUCUCAAAUCAUCGACACCACCACCAAUGAAUAAUUCUACUGUUAUAUCAAAUUUAAUCUAUGUAAACAAUACCAUGGAUUCAUAA
Adineta steineri is the source of this 324-nucleotide messenger RNA. NCBI's taxonomy places the organism in Eukaryota, Metazoa, Rotifera, Eurotatoria, Adinetida, Adinetidae. The record is from the annotation of a GenBank genome assembly.